Molecule: messenger RNA, 1046 nt
Organism: Vicia villosa (hairy vetch)
Lineage: Eukaryota; Viridiplantae; Streptophyta; Magnoliopsida; Fabales; Fabaceae
Product: co-chaperone protein p23-1-like
Exons: 6
Coding region: 3-767 (254 amino acids)
Biological process (GO): protein folding; chaperone-mediated protein complex assembly
Cellular component (GO): cytosol; nucleus
Molecular function (GO): protein-folding chaperone binding; Hsp90 protein binding
Source: RefSeq, a predicted model, not a curated record
AAAUGGGCCAAAGGUCACAAAAUCUUAAGAUCAGUGUUCUUCCAUCCACUUUCACUGUUACGCAAUCUAGUAAAAAGAAGAACAAUCUAGAAACAACAGCUUUUGCAUUGCAUCAUCAUCAUCAUCAAAAUCCGAAAACGAGGUUACAAUUGUCUGAUACUCAGUUACCAAAGAAUCUAGGGUUUUACAGCUUCUUCUUCUCCCAAACAAAUAUGAGUCGCCAUCCGGAGAUCAAGUGGGCUCAAAGGGUUGACAAAGUUUAUAUCACGGUUCAGUUGCCGGAUUCCAAAAAUGCGAAAGUGGACCUUACUCCGGAUGGUGUUUUUACUUUUUCUGCCACUGCUGGUGCUGGAGACCAUUUGUAUGAGCUCAAUUUGCCACUCUUUGAUAAGGUUAAUGUAGAGGAGAGCAAAAUUAAUGUAGGGGUGAGAAGCAUAUUCUGUGUUGUGCAGAAGGCUGAAGAAGAAUGGUGGAAAAGGUUACUGAAAGCAGAAGGGAAGCCUCCACAUUACGUGAAAGUAGAUUGGGAUAAAUGGGUGGAUGAAGAUGAAGAUGCGGGUCCCGGUGACCUAGACUUGGGAGGGAUGGAUUUCUCGCAAUUUGGUGGGGGUGACGAUGCUGUGGGUGAUGAUUUUGAUUACAGUGAUGAUGAAGGGCAAGAAGUAUCAAAUCCUGGAAAAGAAGAGGAUGGUGAUAAGGAGGGAGGUUCUGCUGUUGGAAAAGAAGCUGGCAAGAGCACUGUUGAAGAAGCUACUCCGAGCACAUAAUGUCAUUGCGGUUCGUGAACUUAAUACUCGGAAAAAUGCGUUUGGAUGUGUUGUGAAAUUUCUGUUUGGCUGUACUAUCAAAUGGUAAUUGUCUAAGUAGAGAUAAUGAAAUUACUAUACUUGUGUUUGGUAGCAUUAGUUUGUGUUAUGUUGCAGCAAAAGCUCCUUCAAGUUGAAGUAGGAUAUUGUAAAAUUGAGAACUUUAUUUAUUGGAGAGGCCGGAUCUUGAGUAUCUAUUUUGGACGGUGCUUAGUUUUGAGAAGUGGUGUUUUGGUUAAA